Messenger RNA from Microdochium trichocladiopsis, 1476 nucleotides. Its product is annotated as Clr5 domain-containing protein. NCBI's taxonomy places the organism in Eukaryota, Fungi, Ascomycota, Sordariomycetes, Xylariales, Microdochiaceae. The transcript has 2 exons. The record is from RefSeq and is a predicted model, not a curated record. Bases 1 to 1476 code for a protein of 491 amino acids.
AUGGCACCCAUCACCCCCCCGCCCGAGGGCUGGGCCACGGCUGCCGAAUGGCAGUCUCAGAAAGAGACCAUCACCACUCUCUACAGAGACCAGAACAAGACUCUCAAGGAGGUCAUGCAGCUCAUGGCCGACAAGCAUAACUUUUAUGGCAGCGUCAAGAUGUACAAGUCCCAUAUCCGGAAAUGGGGAAUUGAUAAAAACAUGAAGGCGCGCGAUGCUGCGGAGAUCAUCCGCCAGCAAAAGGCACGCGCCGCCUUGGGCAAGUCGUCUGUCGUCUAUAUUCGCGGCAAGCGGAUAGAACCCAGCAAGAUGCAGCAGUAUCUCGCCCGAGCGUCCGCCACCGUCACCACGCAGAUCUUUGACGACUCGCCAGAAGAUACCACGUCAACGUCGCCGUCAAGGCCAAACUUUGUCGUCUGUCGUACGCCAUCGCCAGAGCCGGCAGACUCCGUCUUCAUCCCUCCGCGGCUUGACGACCCCAAUGAUCUGAGGGUACCGCAGGAAUGCAUGCACAUUCUGCGAAAUUAUGUGUCCGGCGGGUUUGAAACGGGGAAAUGGAAGCUCGACCCGCAAAUCGGAGGCCCAGACACAUACAACUCACUCGCAUGGCUCGGCAAUCUCAACACCGCGCGUGACUUGAUCCAGGGCAAGCGGAUAAAACAAGGUUUCCAUCUCCUCGGCAUAUGUCUUGACCAGUACAAGCUUCAUCUGCGCGAACCCGACGCCGACUUCUGGAUGGUGACCUAUGCGGCUGCCGUCGGUCUCGGCCAGAGCGACGCAAAGCUUGGCGACAUGUUUAUCGAUUAUGCCGCCAAGCUGACGAACGUCGUCCUACCGAGCAAUCAUCCAUUCUCGCUCCUCUGGGCACGACUAUUGACACUUCGAAUGCCAGGCAUCAAGCAGCAUGGCGCUGCGGUUAUAAAGUCCUACGUCGACACAUGUGGGCGGUACUUCACUCCACUGAACCCGAUACGGACUCACGGUCCCCAAGGCAUGUACUAUGCUCUGCACAUGCUCGGGCUCUUAUCACUGCAGGACUUUGAGAUGCUCAGUGAGCAGGGCUACCGGGAGAGCGGCGUUAUCGAGUACGGGAAGAAGAAGGUCAACCUGAGGCAAGGAGCGAUUGCGGCCAUGUCCAACAGGACAGAAGAGGCCGACCAACACUGCGACGAGGUCGUUCGCUGGCUUGACACAGAGCCAAAGGAUCUCUGGAGCGAUAUGCGCCUGGAGAUACAUUGGAUCCGGUUCCAAAUAUACGCGGGGAGGCCACAUGAGGUCUGGCCAGUUGCCAAGAAACUUGCCGAAUAUUGCAAGGAAGCAUACGGACCCGGACACUACAACACGGCAUACACGAUAUCCACACUUGAAUCUUACUUCCGCCAGGUUGGCAACGAAGCAGCAGCCGAAGACCUGCGGCGGGAUUUCGAGUCACAAUGGAAGUUGCUGUGCAAGAAGGCGCGCUACUUUAAGCGGUAG